CCGUCGGUUAGGCUUUCCUCGAGUCCCCGCUCUUCCCCACUUCCCUCACCCUCCCCUCCCGUCAUCCCCCAACCCCACCCGAGCCCGGCCCUCGGCUGCCCCGACCAUGGCGUGCGGAGCCACUCUGAAAAGGACUCUGGAUUUCGAUCCGCUGCUGAGCCCGGCGUCCCCGAAACGGAGGCGAUGUGCGCCAUUGUCGGCGCCCACCUCGGCUGCUGCCUCUCCGUCGUCGGCGGCCGCCGCCACCGCCGCCUCCUUCUCGGCUGCCGCCGCCUCGCCGCAGAAGUAUCUCCGAAUGGAGCCAUCCCCUUUUGGCGACGUCUCCUCCCGCCUCACCACAGAACAAAUUCUGUACAACAUAAAACAGGAGUAUAAACGCAUGCAGAAGAGAAGACAUUUAGAAACUAGUUUCCAACAGACAGAUCCAUGUUGUACUUCUGAGGCACAACCACACGCAUUUCUCCUCAGUGGACCAGCUUCACCAGGGACUUCAUCUGCAGCAUCCUCCCCAUUAAAAAAAGAACAGCCCUUAUUCACUCUACGGCAGGUUGGGAUGAUCUGUGAACGUUUGUUGAAAGAACGUGAAGAGAAAGUUCGAGAAGAGUAUGAAGAAAUAUUGAACACAAAACUUGCAGAACAAUAUGAUGCAUUUGUGAAGUUUACGCAUGAUCAGAUAAUGCGACGAUAUGGAGAACAGCCUGCUAGUUAUGUUUCAUGAAUCACGUUUUCUGCAUUUGUGGGCUGCCUUGUUCCUUGUUGAGUUGUUGCAAGAGGUCCUAAUUAUGACAUGCAGCAAUGCCAAUACCCCCCUGUGAAUACAGGUUAUUUCAAGCUUUCGUCAGUGGCAACCACUCUUAGGCAGCAACUGGUUUUGGAAAUUUCCCUGAUGUCAGUACCAUCUGGAUGUGGACCUUUGCUACCUGUAUUAAUGCCAGUGGCCUCAUUUGCUGUAUCAUUACAAUUUGGCUUCUUAUAUUAAUAUGUUUGAAAAGGAUUAAAGCUGGUAUUCUAAGAACAUGCCCUUCACUGGUUGUGUAAAUAAAACUGUAGAAUGACACUUCAGAUGAAGUUAGUGUGAUUUUAAUUGUGCACUACAACCAAGCUGUAACCAGUUAUUAAUAAUUUAGAAUGUAAUCCCAGAACAUUAUUAAGCCAAUAGCCUACAGUACUUGCUGUGAAAUAGUGAAGGAGGGAGGGCGUUUCUGUAUUCCAGGACUUCUUGGGGUUUCAGAAAGGGUUUCUAGGAUUUUUUUUUCUUUUCUUAUUUUGGGGUAGUUUUUAUUUAUUCUAUCAGUCUUUUUAAACAAAUGUUUAUUGCUGCAUUUUUUUUUCCCCCAGUGUGUCAUUGUUUUACUGCCCUUGUAGUACUGGAAUAUAGUUGGAAGAAUAAAACAUUUACGUCUAAUCUGCUUUAAUGUAUAGAUGGGUAGUAUUUGAAUAAAGCCAGUGUUUUAAAUGUAA
Mustela erminea (ermine) is the source of this 1461-nucleotide messenger RNA. It is a transcript of the gene AKIRIN2, whose product is annotated as akirin 2. Gene Ontology annotation, molecular function: transcription coregulator activity. Lineage: Eukaryota; Metazoa; Chordata; Mammalia; Carnivora; Mustelidae. The transcript is spliced from 5 exons. Gene Ontology annotation, cellular component: nucleus; chromatin. Bases 107 to 718 code for a protein of 203 amino acids. Gene Ontology annotation, biological process: positive regulation of transcription by RNA polymerase II; positive regulation of innate immune response. The record is from RefSeq and is a predicted model, not a curated record.